Messenger RNA from Huiozyma naganishii CBS 8797, 867 nucleotides. It is a transcript of the gene POR1, whose product is annotated as porin POR1. Gene Ontology annotation, cellular component: mitochondrial outer membrane. Gene Ontology annotation, biological process: monoatomic anion transmembrane transport. Lineage: Eukaryota; Fungi; Ascomycota; Saccharomycetes; Saccharomycetales; Saccharomycetaceae. The record is from RefSeq and is a predicted model, not a curated record. The transcript has a single exon. Gene Ontology annotation, molecular function: voltage-gated monoatomic anion channel activity. The coding region runs from base 1 to 867 and encodes 288 amino acids.
AUGGCUCAACCAUUCUUCUCAGACAUCUUCAAGGACUCAAACGACCUUCUAAACAAAGAUUUCUUCCACGCGACCCCCCUGCAAUUCGACGUCAAGACAAUCGCCAAAAAUGGUGUCAAUUUCAACGUCAAGGCUAAACAAAAUAUCUCAAAUGGUCCACUCGCUGCUGUCGUGGAGUCCAAGUUUUUCGAUAAGACUAAUGGGCUAGUGUUGACACAGGGCUGGGCCAACAACAACAACGUGAACACCAAGUUGGAAGUGUUGGAUAUCACACCGGGUCUAAAGACCGAAUUGAACACCACCUUUGACCCCAAUGAGCUUCUAUCAGGGAAGGGGAAAAAUGUCAGUUUGAACGUCAGUUUUGCUCAGCCUUACUUCAACGCAAGAGGGCUCUUCAACCUGUUGAAUGGUCCUCCAAACUUCGUCGGGGACAUGACCGUGAGCCACAACGGGUUCGUGUGCGGGUCUGAGAUCGGGUACGAUAUCUCCAAGGGUGCCAUCUCCCGCUACGCCCUGUCCCUCGCCUACAAGAGCCUCGACUACUCGGUAGGUGUCGCAGUCAACAACAAACAAGUGACCUCGCUGCUGUUCAACCAGGUCAUCAGCAAGAGCUUGCAAGUCGGGUCCAGAGCCACGCUGGACCCCAAGGUCAACAGCAAUAAAGUCAACUUGGAAUUCGUGACUAAGUACUUGCCUGACGAUAACUCCCAAGUCAAGGCGAAGAUCUCAGAUCUGGGGACCCUCUCGUUGUCCUACAAGCAGUUGUUGAGACCGGGGGUCACUUUGGGUGUCGGGUCCUCCUUUGACGCUUUGAAGUUGAACGAACCUGUCCACAAGAUCGGCUGGUCCCUAUCCUUCAACAUCUGA